Molecule: messenger RNA, 1035 nt
Organism: Necator americanus (New World hookworm)
Lineage: Eukaryota; Metazoa; Nematoda; Chromadorea; Rhabditida; Ancylostomatidae
Exons: 8
Coding region: 1-1035 (344 amino acids)
Biological process (GO): positive regulation of DNA-templated transcription; regulation of transcription by RNA polymerase II; cell fate specification
Cellular component (GO): nucleus
Molecular function (GO): DNA-binding transcription factor activity, RNA polymerase II-specific; RNA polymerase II cis-regulatory region sequence-specific DNA binding
Source: RefSeq, a predicted model, not a curated record
AUGGCGAAGCGUGGGCUGGUGGAGCAGCCGAGCUGUUCCAGCACCACCAACACCACCAACGUACAUGGCUGCUCGGGCGCUAGUAGCGCUAAACGUGCUCGAUUCUCUGUUGCCGCUUUGCUGGACGCUCGACCAACUUCUCCAGAAAGCCCGGAUUUUUCUCCAUGUCCUUCACCUGAUUCCGUUCCGAUUCAAAGUAAACAAUGUACGACACUAAGCAGCAACACGAAUAGCGGCAGUCCUCCCGGGAAAACGUCUCAAACACCGUCAAAAGGAGAUCCUCUGGAUGGGAUCGAAUGUCGUUUGGAAGGAGCUGAAUUGUGGGAGAAAUUUUAUGAACUCGGCACAGAAAUGAUCAUCACAAAAAGUGGACGGUACCGUUACAUUUACAAUAAAUCUGCGUGGUUAACGGCAGGAAAGGCUGAACCUGCACCGAAAAAUCGACUUUAUUUACAUCCAGAUUCACCAUAUACAGGAGAGCAGCUACUGAAGCAGGUGGUUUCUUUCGAAAAAGCCAAACUUACCAACAAUGAAAUCGACAAGGCUGGACACCUGAUCUUGAACUCGAUGCACAAAUAUCAACCAAGAAUUCAUCUGGUUCGGCGAAAUAAGGGACAACAUCUGGACCACAAUAAGGUAAACCUCGCCGAUGAAGUCCAUCGAACAUUCGUUUUUCCUGAGACGCAGUUCAUGGCCGUGACAGCAUAUCAAAAUCAAUUAAUAACCAAGUUGAAGAUUGAGAAAAAUCCGUUUGCAAAAGGUUUCCGCGAUCCAAGCGGUAGAUCACCCGAGUACGAGAAUGAUUCGCGGCCAGAGCUACCUCUUAUUAUGCCUAUGUACAAUCCAGUGCUUUUUCAGCAAGCACUUCUAAGUCAAUAUUACCUCAAAGCAGCUGCUGCAAGGGUAAUACCGUCGCUUAAUCCGACGGUACUGUCACACGUUCUUUUAUCGCAAAUCCCUCCAAUUCCCAACUCUGACGUCACAUUGGCUAACAUCAACAAUUCACCGGCAAAAUCGGAGAGUUUACCAAUCUAG